AAUAAACAUUCAAUUUUAAUUGGAUAUGAAUAUUGCCAUUAAGAGCUGAUGACACACGUGUAUAAAAAUGUAAUUAAAGUUCACAACCAAAGUAGUUUGCAUUUAGUAUAAAAGGAGUAAGGUGAAAGCGGUACUUCAUUCACUUCGAUCACUUUGACAUACAAACUAAUUUGGUCGCAGCAAUCAAACAAGAUGAAGUUCUUCUGUAUUGCAUUCAUUGGCAUUGCCGUUAUUCAAUCCGUUUUGCUUCAAACUGGUGGUCAACCAACGAACAACGGUCCAUCAGCAAGCAAUGGACACUUUGGACAAGCUAAACAACAUCUUUACAAAGGCCUCGAAAAUGCAGGUGGCUUUACCGGAAAUACUGUGCAAGUAGUCCACCAUACUGUUCGGGGUGCUGGAGCUUCUGCAGUCAAUAGAGCAAAAGGUGUUGCUGAUGGUGUCCGUAGCACCAGAAGAGGAGUAGCUAAUGGAAUUGAAUCAUUUGCUGGUGGGUUUAAAAACAGUUUUGGAGGUCAGCAACAAACCGGUGGUCAACCAUCGAACAACGGUCCAUCAGCAAGCAAUGGACACUUUGAACAAGCUAAACAACAUCUUAACACAGGCCUCGAAAAUGCAGGUGGCUUUACCGGAAAUACUGUGCAAGUAGCCCACCAUACUGUGCAGGGUGCUGGAGCUUCUGCAGUCAAUAGAGCCAACGGUGUUGCAAAAGGUGUUGCUGACGGCGUUCGUGACACUAGAAGAGGCGUAGCUAAUGGGGUUGAAUCAUUUGCUGGUGGGUUUAUAAACAGUUUUGGUCGUUGACAAAACAGAGAUCAACAAUAAUCAUGAACGUAGCUUUUCUUCCACAAGGAUGUUAAUAGUUCGUAUUUAAGUACUUAAUAAAACAAACCAAAUCCUGACUUGUAAUUAGGUACUGAAUAAAAAACAAUAUGAACUAC
Messenger RNA from Sitodiplosis mosellana (orange wheat blossom midge), 941 nucleotides. RefSeq lists its product as uncharacterized. Bases 193 to 804 code for a protein of 203 amino acids. The transcript is spliced from 2 exons. The record is from RefSeq and is a predicted model, not a curated record. Lineage: Eukaryota; Metazoa; Arthropoda; Insecta; Diptera; Cecidomyiidae.